AUGAAGAUUUUAGUUUUUAUAAGUCUUUUUGUGUAUGCCUCGUCGACGUCGGAGAGGGAAUUAUAUCCGCGCUACAUACAAUUCCCUGACGGCGACGGUGAGAUGCACCAAGUUGAUUUAGAAGCCCAGCCUGAUGUAGAGUUUUUGAAUGAGAUACAAAGGAAUGCGGCGAAUAAUCAAUACCUCUUGUACACACGACGGAAUUCGAGAAACUCGCAGAGACUACUUAUGAACGAUGCCAAUUCAAUAAGAAAUUCGAACUUCAAUGCUCAACACCCCACAGUUGUGUCAGUCCAUGGCUGGCUUAGUAAUCAAAACACUCAGAUCAAUCCAACAAUUCGUAACGCUUUUCUCGGUAAAGGUGACUACAAUGUUAUUAUACUAGAUUGGAGCAGACUUGCAAGGCGUGAUUAUGUAACCGCUGCGGCUGGUGUACCAGAUGUUGGACGCGGUUUGGGACAAUUUCUAAAUUUCCUACACCAAACUACGGGAGCUCCAUUUGAUAAAAUGCACCUUGUAGGAUUCAGUCUCGGUGCACACAUUGUAGGAAACGCAGGAAGAGAAUUGAGAGGACGAAUAGCUAGAGUCACAGGAUUAGAUCCAGCAGGGCCUCUAUGGAAUCUCAACAGAAAUCGCCUAAGUCCCUCCGACGGUGUCUAUGUAGAGGCUAUUCACACUGAUAGUGGAUACACUGUCGGCGGUCUUGGAAUUGGUACGGCAAUUGCUGAUGCAGAUUUCUUCCCUAAUGGUGGUAUAAGACAGCCUGGAUGUCUCACCAAUGUAUGCAACCAUAAUCGCGCUUGGCAGUUAUUCGCCUCUACGGUGACAAGAAAUCAUUUAGAAGGAAGACUGUGCUCCUCCAUGACUCAGGUUAAUUUGAACUCUUGCCGCGGGAGGUCGUUACGUAUGGGCAACGAUAUUUUGAAUAAACGAGGAUCUGGAAUAUACAGAGUGGACACAAGAGGUAGCUAUCCUUAUUGA
Messenger RNA from Pieris macdunnoughi, 981 nucleotides. The record is from the annotation of a GenBank genome assembly. NCBI's taxonomy places the organism in Eukaryota, Metazoa, Arthropoda, Insecta, Lepidoptera, Pieridae.